Molecule: messenger RNA, 3474 nt
Organism: Fusarium proliferatum ET1
Lineage: Eukaryota; Fungi; Ascomycota; Sordariomycetes; Hypocreales; Nectriaceae
Exons: 2
Coding region: 1-3474 (1157 amino acids)
Molecular function (GO): hydrolase activity, acting on acid anhydrides, in phosphorus-containing anhydrides; ATP-dependent chromatin remodeler activity; nucleic acid binding
Source: RefSeq, a predicted model, not a curated record
AUGACGCUUUCUUACCAAAAAAAGCACCCAGAUGAUCAUAUAGAUCCAGAACCUCCCGCGAAAAGACGCAGGUUUUUUGCAGACCCAGACGAACUUUCUUCAGACCCUGUCUCUCAUGACCAGUCCCCACUACCGCAGCCGAAACGGUUCUUUAAAGAUGAGGACGAUGUCGAGGAAGAAGAUGAAUACAAAGAUAAUUUUGGCGAAACACACGACGAUGAUCUUCCUGUAACAUCUCCGUCACGGCCACCGGCGCUCCAACAGGAGUCGUCUGUCUCCUUUGAUCAAGAGACAUUCGAAGCUUUCAUCGGGGACAAGGUCUCUACUGACGUCCUCUCGACCAUAAGAGACCACUGCGGAAACGAUCUCGAACGAGCGGUUAAUAUGUACUUUGAUGGAACAUACAAGAAAUUUGUGAAGAAGCCAUCAUGGAAAACACCCUUGAGGCCUACCUCUACCACCAGCUCCAGUCGGUCGCCAAGUGUCCCCAAUGAACGCAAGCCAAGUAUCAAGACAAGCCAGAGAAUGCCGAAACAACGAUAUAUAGGAGCGUUUGGUGUUGAAGGAUGGGCUACACGGAGCGGAGUUAACGUGUUGAAGCAUGGCGAUGCCGUGAAAAUCGAGCGACAAAAGUUACAGCCACCCCAAUCUGUCAGAGGGAAGGGAAAGACCGGACAAGUUACACCUUCACGAGGUUUUGCCGCCGCCGCUGCGAGGCGAGUCGAUGUAAUCGUGCGCUUCACCACCCAAAACGGAUCAGAAGUUGGACGGCUAGCGAAGGAGACAGCAAAUUGGGUUUCAGCUCUGAUCGACGAAAAGGUGUGCAAAUUCGAAGGAACUGUGGUUUACGCCCCUGAGAGAAUCCGAACGAACGACACGAUUUUUCUACAAUUGCGAUGCUCACUGCUUGACUCUGCCUUCUUCAGCCGCUCAUUCAAGCUCGCUGACGACCGAUCGGCUGCUUUCUUCGAACAAAACGAGACAAGCGAUGAGAAAACACUUCGACUGCGACAAGUCGCUCUGGUUAAAUUGUUUCAAGAGAUCAACUUACAGCCCACUAUGUCGAAUUCUGCUGCCGAAGAUGGCCGUAAGGGGCUACUCCAAGCUGCCGAGCAAGACGAACAGAAGCAGAAGGAGGCGAAGAAGGCCAAUGGGGACACAAAUAGAAACGGCAAGGAGGCCGACUCAUCCCAGUCAUCCGAGACCGAAGAAGGAGAAGAGCUGGAACAGGAUCAGCUCGAUGCACUUUACAAGAAGGCUCAGUCCUUCGAUUUCAGCACCCCUGAGGCGGAGCCAGCAGAUACCUUUGCUAUGACACUGCGAUCAUAUCAAAAACAAGCGCUACACUGGAUGAUGGCAAAAGAGAAGGACGAGAAAAGCAACCGGGAGCCAUCCAUGCAUCCUCUUUGGGAGGAGUACGAUUGGCCAUUGAAAGAUGUCGAUGAUAAGAAUGUACCUCAGGUUGAGGGGCAGCCAAAGUUCUACGUCAAUCCGUAUUCUGGCGACUUGUCCCUUGACUUCCCAGUUCAAGAACAACAUUGUCUUGGUGGUAUUCUUGCCGACGAAAUGGGUCUUGGCAAGACCAUCCAAAUGCUAAGCUUGGUACACACGCACAGGUCCGAGAUCGCACUUGAAGCUCGCCGAGCAGCUGUUGAGCUCUCGAGCGUGAAUCAGCUUACCAGACUGGGCAAGAACUCAGAAUCGGUGCUUGAUGCGCCUUGCACAACGUUGGUGAUUGCCCCCAUGUCGCUACUGUCGCAAUGGCAAAGUGAAGCGGUGAAGGCUUCCAAGGAUGGAACGAUGAAGAUUGAGUUAUACUACGGCAACGAGAAGUCAAGCAAUCUGCAGGCACUCUGCUGUGCUUCCAACGCGUCCAACGCUCCAGACCUAGUAAUUACCAGUUAUGGAGUUGUUCUAUCCGAAUUCAGUAGCAUAGCUGCCAGAAAGGGAGACAAGAGCUUUCACAACGGGCUCUUCUCCCUAAAGUUCUUCCGCAUUAUUAUCGACGAGGCACACCAUAUCAAGAACAGAUCAUCCAAGACUGCAAAGGCUUGCUAUGAAAUAUCAGCCUACCAUAGAUGGGCUUUGACGGGAACUCCCAUCGUCAACAAAUUAGAAGAUUUGUUUAGUCUUGUCAGAUUCCUAGGCGUGGAGCCUUGGAACAACUUUUCGUUCUGGCGAACGUUUAUUACUGUGCCAUUUGAAUCGGGAGACUUUAUGCGGGCCUUGGAUGUUGUGCAAACAGUGCUAGAGCCUCUCGUCCUACGACGUACAAAGGACAUGAAAACACCCGACGGCAAACCGCUUGUGCUCCUACCACCUAAGCAAGUCGAAAUUGUUGAUGUGGAGCUAUCGGAAACGGAAAGAGAUGUGUAUAGUUACAUCUUCAACAAAGCGAAACGAACGUUUUCGCAGAAUGUUGAAGCGGGUACUGUCAUGAAAGCCUUUACGACCAUCUUUGCACAGAUCCUGCGUCUUCGCCAAUCUUGCUGCCAUCCCAUUCUAGUCCGCAAUCGUGAUACUGUGGCAGAUGAAGAAGAAGCUGGAGCUGCUGCUGAUGCCGCUGCUGGACUGGCAGAUGAUAUGGAUCUCGAAUCGCUUAUCACUUCUUUCACGGCGGAGACGGAUGAGGCUUCGAAGGAGACCAACCAGACCUUCGGUGCUCAUGCCUUGGAACAGAUCCGUGAUGAGGCUGAGAAUGAAUGCCCUCUAUGUUUUGAAGAGCCGAUGAAUGAUCAGACCGUGACUGGGUGCUGGCACUCUGCAUGUAAAAAGUGCUUGCUUGAUUACAUCAAGCAUCAGAUUGGCAAGGGCGAAGUGCCUCGAUGUUUUAGUUGUCGAGAGCCCAUCAACAAACGUGACCUGUUUGAGGUCAUUCGACACGAUGAUGACCCUGAUAUGAUGAUGUCGAAGAAGCCUAAGAUCAGCCUGCAACGGGUUGGCGUCAAUGCUUCUUCAGCAAAGGUUGUUGCACUGAUGUCCGAGUUGCGGAAUCUGAGACGAGAACAUCCCAAGAUGAAGUCUGUGGUGUUCUCUCAGUUCACGUCUUUUCUUAGCCUUAUCGAGCCAGCUCUCACUCGUGCGAACAUCAAAUUCCUGCGACUUGACGGAUCCAUGGCCCAGAAAGCUCGAGCGGCUGUACUUAACGAGUUUACCGAGAGAAAGGGGUUCACGAUCCUGUUGCUAAGUUUGCGUGCAGGAGGUGUCGGGUUAAAUCUGACGACAGCUGGUCGAGUAUUCAUGAUGGAUCCCUGGUGGAGUUUUGCGGUCGAGGCUCAGGCCAUCGAUCGAGUACACAGAAUGGGACAAGAGUCGGAGGUACAAGUCAAGAGAUUUGUGGUCAAGGAAAGUGUGGAGGAGCGGAUGCUGAAGGUCCAGGAGCGGAAGAAGUUCAUUGCAACCUCUUUGGGCAUGAUGAGUGAUGAAGAGAAAAAGCUCCAACGUAUCGAAGAUAUCAAGGAGCUAUUGAGCUAA